Messenger RNA from Alosa alosa (allis shad), 2439 nucleotides. RefSeq names its product angiopoietin-like 2b (gene angptl2b). The record is from RefSeq and is a predicted model, not a curated record. Lineage: Eukaryota; Metazoa; Chordata; Actinopteri; Clupeiformes; Clupeidae.
ACACACACACAGUGACCUCUCUCUGUCCCAUACACACACACACACACACACACACACUUCUGCAGACACCUCUAACACACAUUACCACACACUACUCAGCACUGCUGUUGCUGGUCACUAUUUUUGACUCUUGGACCGGAGAGGAGAGGAGAAGGAGAGGGAACCCCAGAAAGCCUCUGCACCUUUUGUCUGGGCAGUCACUGGGUCACCUCCAGCUUCACAGGUGUGUGUGUGUGCGUGUGUGUGUUUUGGUCCAUUUAUUCCCACCGGAGAGGACAACAGAAGAAAAGUGACACAGAGCUGGACUGUCCUUAGGAUUAACUCCCCGGUGAGAGACGUCCAGAGAGGAGGGCAAGAGGAGGGACACCGCGGAGCGGCUCCCCAGGCUGGGAUGGCUUUCUCUGGGUAGAUUGCCCACUCUGCUGCCCUGGGACCGAGACAGAGUCUGGCUCCCAGAACCACAGAAGAGCCACAGGAACCAGAGGGGAACCAGAGAGAGAGAGAGAGAGAGAGAGAGAGAGAGAGAGAGAGAGCUGAGCUUUAUCAGCAGGUGAAAAGGUGCUUGUGAGACUGAGACCGUGAGACCGUGUGUGUGACCAUGGCUUUCCCCGCUGUGCUGAUGUCACUACUGCUGCUGUGCAGCUGGCCAGCCCAGGGGUCGCAGGUCAACCAAGGGUCAGAGGUCAACCAGGGGGCGCAGGAGUUCGACAGCAGCGAGGGACCGGAGGCGGAGUUCCUGUCAGCCGCCGGUCGCGUUCGGCGCGCACCGCCAGACACCACCGCUGCCGCGUCUGAGAAGUGCUCGUACACGUUCAUCGUGCCGCAGCGCAAGGUGACCGGGGCCAUCUGCGUCAACUCGCGCGAGCCGGACGCGUCGUCGGCGGGCGUCGUGGGGGCGCGCGUGCACAAGCAGGAGCUGGAGACGCUCAACGGCGAGCUGCACAAGCAGAAGCGCCAGAUCGAGACGCUGCAGCAGCUGGUGGAGGUGGACGGCGGCGUGGUCAACGAGGUCAAGCUGCUGCGCAAGGAGAGCCGCAACAUGAACUCGCGCGUCACGCAGCUCUACAUGCAGCUGCUGCACGAGAUCAUCCGCAAGCGCGACAACGCGCUCGAGCUCUCGCAGCUGGAGAACCGCAUCCUCAACCAGACGUCCGAGAUGCUGCAGCUGACCACUCGCUACAAGGACCUGGAGCACAAGUACCAGCACCUGGCCUCGCUGGCCAACAACCAAUCGGCGCUCAUCGCCCGGCUGGAGGAGCAGUGCCAGCCUCAGCGCAGUCGUCCGGUGGUGCCCGCCGUGCGUCCGAUGCCCCGAGCGCAGCCUCAGCCCCGCCACCCCAUGAGAGCCGCCCCAGCAGCCGGGCUGCGCCUGGCCAACAAGCCCUACCAGCCGCCCACGUACGGCCGCAACAACCAGAUCACCAACGAGAUCCAGAGUGACCAGAACUCCAAGGUGCCGCCGCCGCUACCCACGAUGCCCAGCGGCACGCACAGUCCGUCCACCACCGACAAGCCCUCAGGUCCCUUUAAGGACUGCCUGGCGGCACUGGACGAGGGCCACACCAACACGGGCAUGUUCCUGGUCAAGCCGGAGGGCUCCAACCGGCUGAUGCAGGUGUGGUGCGACCAGCGUCAGGACCCCGGGGGCUGGACUGUCAUCCAGAGGAGGCUGGACGGCUCCGUCAACUUCUUCAGGAACUGGGAGACGUACAAGCAAGGCUUUGGCAACAUUGACGGUGAGUACUGGCUGGGCCUGGAAAACAUCCACUGGCUGACGAGCCAGGGCAACUACAAGCUGUUGGUGACCCUGGAGGACUGGGCGGGCAGGAAGACCUUCGCCGAGUACGCCAGCUUCCGCCUGGAGCCCGAGGCCGACUUCUACCGCCUCCGUGUGGGACGCUACCACGGCAACGCCGGCGACUCACUCACCUGGCACAACGGCAAGCAGUUCACCACGCUCGACCGUGAUCACGACGUCUACACAGGUAACUGCGCCCACUACCAGAAGGGUGGCUGGUGGUAUAACUCUGCCCACUUGGCCUGAGCAGGCGUGUGGUACGCGGCACUACGCCGGUACCAGGAUAAAGAGUCUACUGAGGCCGAGGUUCCAUCAGGGGCCUACUCCCUGAAGAAGGUGGUGAUGAUGAUCCGGCCAAACCCCAACACCUUCCACUAGGGCUACGGUGGCCCUACUGGGACACACUGCAGGGGCCCGACUGCCUUUAAUGGACACAUUUCCCACUCCUUCCCUUGCUCCUGCGAACUCUGACAUCCAAAGAGAAGCUAACUCACACAUUUAAUCUCAUCUGGACGUUUCUGUGGACAUUCUCCUGCUACUCCGGACAGCUUGGGUGAGAAGCAGAGAGACUGACGGCAGUGGACACACACACACACACACACAUAUACACACACACACACACGCACACACACACACACACA